AAGGUUAAAUGUCAUAUAAACAAAACCGGCUCGAAUCACAAUGAAAUCUGGUGUUAAUGAUCACUGAUGGAAAGGCAAGCAUAUUUCGGGAAUGUUGAAAAAAUAAUCUGAAAUAUUGCUAAAGUUUGCAGCGUUGGUAUUUUAAAAUUCCUGUAUGCUUCCUGAAUUAUGAAAAUAAAAAAUGACAAAAUUAUAAUUAAAGAUAAGCUUUACAUGUCCAUUGAAACAUGCAAUGAAAUGCAUCAUUUGCAUCAAAUGAAAUCAGUAAGAAUUAUGCUAGGCAGUCCACAAGUGUCGGCAUCCAUCCAGUGCCAAGAAAGUAGAUUCACUAACCUUAACUGUAUGUCUUUGGAAUGUGGGAAGAGACCAGAGCGCCAAGAGGAAACCCACACAGUAAUGGGGAGAACUUACAAAUUCUUAACAGACAAUGGUGGGAAUCAAACUCCAGUCUUAGUGUUUCACUAACCACUCUGCUACCUUGUCACUCAUUUUGGAAAAAUAGUUUUAUCUGUGCCUUAUUUCUGUUUUUAAAAGUGAAGGCAAGAACCAGAGGCUUUUGUAUGUUCUCCAUACUGGACUGAUUGUGAUCCAAGAUGAAUCUCUUUAAACACAAGUCAACUGUGAACCUUCACCCUCUGAGCAGAGGUUAGCAGUGGAUUCCAAAGGCUGGUGAAAUGUUACAGGUGCUCCCUUCCUGAUGGCUUGACAAAUCAUUUCUCAAUCUGCAUUCCCUGAGGCACCAUGUGGAGGAACAUCACUCCCACCUGUCCAAUAGCAUUGGAAAUGAAUGGCUCCACAGUGGGCAAAGCUUUGGUAAAGGUGCAGCAGAUGCAAAACACCUUUGACCACAGAGGUUGGGAAAUGUAGUAUAGAAACUUGUUUAUCAUUUCUACAUCCUCUAACUGAAUGUGUACCACCCCUGUAAAUGGAACCAACCAGGUACUAACACUUCUGGAUAGAGUGGAUGGUGAAAGAAGGUGUUUCCAUCAGGAGAGUCUAGGAGCUGAGUACAGGGCCUCAAAAUAAAGGGAUGACCCUUUAGAACAGAGAUUCAAAGAUUCCUUCAGCCAGAGGGUGGAAAAUCUGUGGAAUUCAUUGUUGUGGGGCAAGUCAUUGGGUAUAUUUAAGGCAAAGAUUGAAAGAUUCUCGAUAUACAAGAGGGUUAAGGGAGAAGUCAGAAGAAUGGGGUUGGAAAAAUCAGCUAUGAUUGAAUGGUGGAGCAGACCCCAUGUUCUGUAUCUCAGCUCUGUUAUUAAACGUGGCAUACUAACCAAUAGUCAGCAAUAAACUAAGACCCCGGUUUUAGUUCAUUAGAGUACUGGAUUGUUGGCAGAACCUUUCAUCUACUUAGCAGACAUUUGGAAAAACCCCCAAAAUAUUACAGAAGCAACUGAAAACAUGUACCAAAGCAAAUCUUUAACUCAUCCUGAUGAAGAGCCUUGGCCUGAAACAUCAACUGUUUAUUCCCAUCCAGCUGCAGAAUCUAAUGUGUCUAUAAUUUGUUAUAUGCUGUUUAUGCAUGUGGUAGAAGUACCUGUGUCUUCCAAACUUUCAUACAUUAUUGUCUCCAGCUGUCACAACUCCGAGUCCAGUAAUGUGACACAUUCACCCACUGAACACCUACCUGUCAGUGAGAUGGGUUUGUGGUAAGGCAGGUGCUGGAAGAUUGCAGCCUAGAAAAUGUAGUGCAUUGGAACAGGACAGGAAGGGUCAAGUUAGAAAUUGCAUUGUAGUGAUGGGUGAAACCCCGGAGCUGAACAAAGUGACACAUGGCUUGUUUUCAUGUUUUACCCCAAGAAAAUAAUUGACUCACAAUCAGCAAACCCUGGAAAUAACAGGAUUGUAUUAAUUGGAUUAUUCAGUGAGUUCCCCAUGGCUGAGGGGCCUUUCCUCAGGAAGAGACACAGGCUGCUGUAGCUGUUAUCUCAGGUUCUCCAUCCAAGGUCUGUAUGGACUGAGGAUAACAAGUUCCAGGGAACAAAGAGAUGUGGGGAUCAUGCAAGGACAUGCAGAGGACCUGAUGAAGCUUCGAGAGUCUCCUCCUCCUUUGCCUGCUAUUCCAUGAAAUUAUCAUUCUGUUUGAGGACUGAAUCCAAGGGGGCAUUGCUUUGUGGAUCCAAAAUUGGCUUGCCCACAGAAGGCAAAGAGUGGUUGUAGAUGGGGAUGGGAGAGGUUCCAGAGGAUUGGAGGGUUGCAGAUGUUGUUCCUUUAUUCAAGAAAAGGAGUAGAGUUAGCCCAGGGAAUUACAGACCAGUGAAUCUUACCUCAGUGGUUGGUAAGUUGAUGUAGAAGAUCCUGAGAGGCAGGAUUUAUGAACAUUUGGAGAGGUAUUAUAUGAUUAGGAAUAGUCAGCAUGGCUUUGCAAAAGGCAGGUCAUACCUUACGAGCCUGAUUGAAUUUUUUGAGGAUGUGACUAAACACAUUGAUGAAGGAAGAGCAGUAGAUGUAGUGUAUAUGGAUUUCAGCAAGGCAUUUGAUAAGGUACCCCAUCCAAUGCUUACUGAAAAAGUAAGGGGACAUGGGAUCCAAGGGGACAUUGCUUUGUGGAUACAGAACGAUCUUGCCCACAGAAGGCAAAAAGUGGUUAUAGACAGGCCAUAUUCUGCAUGGAGGUCGGAUAGUGCUGGGGAGUAGAUACAGAGGAGUACCUACUCAGAGAGUGGUGAGUGCGUGGAAUGGGCUGCCAGCAAAUGUGGUGGAGGCAGAUAUGAUAGGGUCUUUUAAGAGGCUUUUAGAUAGGCAUAUGGAGCUUAGUAAAAUAGAGGGCUAUAGGUAAGCCUAGAAAUUUGUUGGCCGAAGGGCCUGUAUUGUGCUGUAGGUUUUUCUGUUUCUAUAUUUUGCAUGGAGGCUAGUGACCAGUGGUGUGCCUCAGGGAUCUGUCCUGGGACCCCACUCUUUGUGAUUUUUAUAAAUGACCUGGAUGAGGAAGUGGAGGGAUGAGUUAAUAAAUUUGCUGAUGACACAAAGGUUGGGGGUGUUGUGGAUAGUGUGGAGGGCUGUCAGAGGUUAUGGUGGGAUGUUGAUAAGAUGCAAAACUGGACUGAGAAGGGGCAGAUGGAGUUCAACCCAGAUAAGUGUGAAGUGGUUCAUUUUGGUAGGUCAAAUAUGAUGGCGGAAUAUAGCAUUAAUGGCAAGACUCUUGGCAGUGUAGAGGAUCAGAGGGAUCUUGAGGUCCGAGUCCAUAGGACACGCAAAGCUGCUGUGCAGGUUGACUCUGUGGCUAAGAAGGCAUAUGGUGCAUUGGCCUUCAUCAAUCAUGGGAUUGAGUUUAAGAGCCGAGAGGUAAUGUUGCAGCUAUAUAGGACACUGGUCAGACCCCACUUGGAGAACUAUGCUCAAUUCUGGUUGCCUCAUUACAGAAAGGACUUGGAACCCAUAGAAAGGGUACAGAGGAGACUUACAAGGAUGUUGCCUGGAUUGGGGAGUAUGCCUUAUGAGAAUAGGUUGAGUGAACUUGGCCUUUUCUCCUUGGAAUGAUGGAGGAUAAAUGACCUGAUAGAGGUGUACAAGAUGAUGAGAGGCAUUGAUCAUGUGGAUAGUCAGAGGCUUUUCCCCAGGGCUGAAAUGGCUAGCACGAGUGUGCAUAGUUUUAAGGUGCUGGGGUGCAGGUACAGAGGAGAUGUCAGGGGUAAGUUUUUUACUCAGAGUAUGGUGAGUGUGUGGAAUGAGCUGCCAGCAGCGGUGGUGGAGGCAGAAACGAUAGUGUCUUUUCAGACACUUCUGGAAUGGAUACAUGGAGCUUAAAAAAUAGAGGACUAUGGGUAAGCAUCGGUAGUUCUAAGGUAAGGACAUGUUCAGCACAGCUUUGUGGGCAGAAGAGCCUGUACUGUGCUGGAGCCUUUCUAUGUUUUUAUCUCAGAGUUCCUCAAAGCCAGUCACAGCUUUGCGCAUGCAAGGCAGUGCUGCUUUAAGAGUCCCACCCUGGUUAUUAUUCAAGCUGCUGAGCUUGGGCCAGUCACAUACAAAUGCAAAGCUUCCUCGCAGACUCUGACAGCCACACUGUCUGCUGUUACUGGAACCUGUUCUUCAGCAGAGCAGAACCAUGGAGUGGAGAUGCAGCAGCCUGGAGUGGGUGUUUUGCCUGAGUUAUACCCUGUCCCUUCUUGUGGUGUCUAGUCAACCCUGCCAACCAGGAUACAAGCUUGAAGCUGAUCUAGACUGCAUCGAUAUCAACGAAUGUGCUGAAGUUGCUCAGAUAUGUGGGCCAAACACAAGGUGCCAUAACAUAAUGGGAAGUUAUUUCUGUACCUGUAUGCAGGGAUUCCAUCCUUAUAUCAAUGCCUCCCAUGGGACAAGCUGCCAAGAGGUUGCAAGACACACACGACUGAGGAAACGGGCCACACUCAUUAGACAGAACGUCACGGCACCUGAUCAUGGGAACAACAUGCCAUCUGAACACAGCAUUACAAUGGUACCUGAGCAUGAAGGCAUUCCUGAUAACAGGAACACACCCGAGCCAGGAAGUGGGAACUUCCCAGAGCAUGGGAAUGGGAAUACAUUCAACCUGAUCAUGCAGAGCACAUCAAAGUCAGCUAAUAGAAAUAUAACUGGGCCUGAAAAUGAAAAUGUAACUAAACCAGGUAACCUGAGAACAGCUGAACCAGGUUACAGGAGCACAGCUGAGCCAGGCAACAAGAGCUCAUCUGACCCAUUUAACAAGAACAUAUCUGAACAUAAAGGGAGCAUGCCUAGAACUGGAAAUGGCUAUACACCUGAGCGAGGUAACAGAAGCACACCUGAGGCUGGAAACGGGAGCAGACGUGAGGCUACAACAGAGCUAGGUAACAGAGACCCUGGUCCAUCUUCCACUCUGUCCACUGAUGUCAGAAACCACAGUGAUCCUGCUGGGCAGUGGAAUCUUAGACUGACCACUACCCUGGAGCAGCCAGCUUCACCUGGGAGACUGUUUUGCUCCAUGAUAACGAAUGUGAGUCGCCUCUUCAAUAAACCAUGCUAUAACCCCAUCAAAGGAUCACCACUUGAGGAUGUUCGAUACAUCACUCAACUGCUGAUGGAGGACUUCCCACUGGUGGGCAUGAGGCAGGAUGAGCGGAUAAAUUCAGCCUCCAGUAUCCUGAUGGCGGUGGAGAGAGUGGCUGUCACACUGGGGUUGACCUCAGCCCUGGACCAAGUGAUGGCCAUGCCCAGCCAAGAAAUGGAACUCCAGGUUAUUCGUGUGGACAGCUCCCGCAGUGCUGAUGGUAUACAGCUACAAGCCAAGGACAAUGCCCUGGAGGUUUUAUGGACGACAGCCAACAACACCUUUGGGAAAGGUUCUGCUGUGCUUGCUUUCAUCGUAUACAACAAUCUGGAUCCAGUGCUGCAGGGAGCAUGCUAUAAAGACAAAGAGAGCGGAGAUCUUCAGGACAAUGUUCAACUCCACUCUAAAGUAGUUUCAGCUGCUCUGGAAUUCUCACCCAGAACCAACUUUUCUGUGGUUGUAAACUUUGUCUUGAAACAUAAAGAGGUAGGGACCACUGCUGGGAGAUUGUCCUGUGUGUACUGGAACCACACCCCGAUAGGGAGUUACUGGUCCAUGAGCGGCUGUGAACUGAUACAAUCCAACUUUAGUCACACGACCUGCCAAUGCCAGCACUUGUCCAGCUUUGCCAUCCUGAUGUCCUUCAACAAGCAGCUACAGGGCUAUUCGCAGGACUGCCUCUCAGUGAUUACCUUCAUUGGGAUCCCGAUAUCACUGGUGUGUCUGCUCUCCGCCCUCGCCACCUUCACCCUUUGCUCACAGGCCAGGAACGCAGUGAGCACCACCCACACACACCUGUGCCUCAGCCUCUUCCUGGCUGAGCUGCUCUUCCUGGUGGGAAUCAACAGGACUGUCAACCGGGCAAUGUGUGGUAUUGUCGCUGGGUGCUUACAUUAUUUGUUUCUGGUGGCCUUCACUUGGAUGAGUUUGGAGUCAACUCAGCUGUAUCUGAUGGUCAGGAACCUCAGGAAGAUGAGAGUGUCUAAUUCCAGCCAGUUGGGGAAGUUCAUCUACCCUCUGGGAUAUGGAAGCCCUGCGCUGAUAGUGGCCAUCUCUGCAGUAAUAUACCCUAAUGGAUAUGGAUCGGAGCGGAACUGCUGGUUACAGGUGGAGAAUGGUUUUGCCUGGAGCUUCCUGGGCCCGGUUUACUUCUUCAUUUUGGUCAACACAUUUCUCUUCACCAUGACUCUCUACACAUUGAAUGAAGAGCUUUCCAACCGUGACACAAAAGUAUCAAAGAUUAAAGACACAAGGAUGCUGAUAUUUAAAGCCAUUUCACAGGUGUUCAUCCUGGGCUGUACUUGGAUCCUUGGCCUGUUCCACUUCCAAGAGGAAACAGUUGUGAUGGCCUAUCUGUUCACUAUCGUCAACAGUUUCCAAGGCACUUUCAUCUUCAUCAUUCUGUGUCUCCUGAAUCCCAAGGCAAGUGCUGAAUACCAGAAGUGGAUUUUCUCCAUUUGCAAGGCCAGGAGGGUCUUAUUCAACUCUGAAUCUACCAAAAUGACACUAUCCGUGACAUCGGAAACAGCAUGACGAAAUGAAUCCAGGUUUCUGCUUUGUUACAGAAAAUGCAGCAAGAUGUUUCAAGAAAAUGUGAAUAUGCUACUUUCUAAAAUGCCAUUCCAUCUCCCAUAUCUGUUCAUUCACAAGACCCAUCUACAAAUGGGUCCAAUGACCGUGGCAAGUCGCCUCGCAGUGGUCAAUUUUACAAUGUCAAGAUGCCUUUUGUUGGAAGUAUAUUCUAUUAACAUUUCUAUCCUAAAGGUAGAAGUGAAUUUUCUACUGACAACUUUGGAGGGAGACAGCUUAUUCCCUACAGAUUAUUUAGAGUAAAGCAGAGGAUUGACUGUUCCUUUAACAUAAGAGAUUAUACAGAUGUUGUAACUCCACAGCAAAACAGCAGGUCAGCAGCAUCUAUGGAGGGGAAUAAACAGCUGAUGUUUCAUGCCAAGACCCUUUAUCAGUACAUGAUGAAGGGUCCCAGACCAAAGCAUCAGCUGUUUAUUUCCCUCUAUAGACGCCGCCUGACCUGUUGAUUCCUUCAGCAUUUUAUAUUGACCAUUACUUUUAUGCAGAACGUAGCUCAUUUAUCCUCUACAAGACAUUUCAGGAUCCGUUAUAAUAUAUGGGUCUGUUAUUAGUCAGUUGGUGAUUUCUUACAUCUGGUUUUGGAGUUAAAGUGAGAUGCAGCAACUUCUUUGUAAUCGCUUAAGAAUGACUCCAUAUAAGCAAUUUAAACAUUUGUACAUUUAUGGAUAAGUGUAUGUACUUUUAUUCAUACAUUGAUAAAAGUAUGGAACUAAUUCAAAGCUGAGUGACUCCAAUGGCUGUAGCGUUCUUCCUUCUGGUGAAGUUAAUGAUCCCUCUCUAGUUUAAGUACAAUUUAGUCUGCAUUAGGAGAUACCAUCUUGUAGAAGACCAUCCACUCUCUCAAUUACAUGUCUACAUUGAAGGAAUGCAGAAUAUUAUAGUGCAGGUCAGGUCCUUCAACUCAUUUUAAUCUACUCCAAUAUCAAUCUAAACCCUUCCCUCCCACAGAGCUCAAUUUUUGUAUCAUCCAUGUGCUUUUCUAAGAAGUCACUUAAAAUGCCCCUAGUAUAUCUGCCUCUAUCACCACUCCCAGCUGCACAUUCCAUGCAACUCCCACUCUGUGAAAAAAACCUACCCCUGAAAUCCCCCUCUGUACUUUCCUCCAAUCACUUUAAGAUUAUGCCUCUGGUAUUAGCUAUUUCUAUCUUGGGAAAAAGUCUCUGGCUGUCCAUUUAAUCAAUGCCUCGUAUCAUUUUGUACAUUUCUAUCGAGUUACCUCUCAUCCACUGUAGAAGUACAAGUAAAAGUGCAAGGGACAUCCCUCUGAAGCCACAUCCAAGCUCUUGUCACCAUAAGAGAGUUCAACAAAAAUAAUUCAAAAAAAAUAAUGCAGAUGCUGAAAACAUGAAAUAGAAAAUUGAUAGAAACACUCAGCAGAUCAGGCAGCAUCUGUGGGUCAAUUUUAACACUUUAAGUCACAGGGAAGCAGAGGUGAGUCACCUACCUGGUGCUUCAGGCUGAAAAAGAUCACAAAAACAGAUUUCUCUUUAACAGCAACAUGCUGGAUAUCACCACGGAUGAAACCUCCCUCUUCUCUCUUACUUGCUGUUUAAUUCUUAUAAUGAUAAUGUUCAAAAUGAAAUUAUAAAGAUGGGAGCCACUGCUGACACUGGAAAUUAGGAGCAUAGUACACAUACAAAAUGCUGACGAAACAUAGCAGGUCAGCCAGCAUCUAUGGACAGGAGUAAGCACUCAAUGUUUCUUGUUUCUGCUCCCUUUUUGUUGAAGGGUCUACCUAAAACAUUGAGAGAUUAUUCACCCCUACUGCAAUUACACAGCAAUACCUGAAGUAUUUACAUUUUGGUCAACUUACCCAUGGGAAAUAGGUAUCGAGGAGGAACAGCACAGAUUCACAAUGUUAGAGCUGGGGAUAAUAUAUUUUCUAGAACCCAGGAGAACUAAUGAUCAAUGAAUACAUAAACACUUUGAGGGCUGGAGAGUAGAUCAGAUAUCCGGUCUCUUUGCCCCAUGAUACAGUGAAAAACUUACAGAAUCAUUAACAAGAGUACAGCUGUCACUGGGCCAGGUACGGGAGUCAGGUUAGGCGGGGUGGCCAGGGACUGGAUUCAGGGAUAAAAUUGUCACGUUAGGGCAGAGGCUGGAUACAGGGAUACAACUGUCACUGGGCAAAGACUAGAUAUAGGGAUACAGGAGUCAUGGGGGCAAAUGAAGUCACCGAAAAGUGCUGGUAGUUAAUUAAGCAGCCUCUUUAUUCGACAAAACAAGAUACAGCAGGCAUCAUUUCGAGUGCCUUUCAGUGGAAAGGUCUGCACAGUCCAGCCCUGUACAUCACUUUAUAUGCUAAAGAUCAAAGAAAAACUCUGAAUUCAAACAAUCCAUAUUUAGUGUUUCCUUUGAAACACACACCCUCUUUCACACCUCUCUCCUUGACGGCUAUUAUACAGACACCCAAAUAAUGAAUUUAAAUCAGCAGUAUCUACCCAUUUUUCAGAGUUGCAUUUUAGAUUUAAUCUUCAAUGCAUAUUCAGAGCUGAAGGUUGGUCACUGAAGUCAAUAUUCACUUUAUAUCCUAAUCCCAAAAUUAUUCUUGGCAAAAUAAAUUUGUACCAUGAAAGGUCAGCCUUACAGAGGAUCUACUCAAAUAGGGCAGCAGAAAUCUCCUACUUUGGAACCCUCCCAAUUACGCUAAGUAUGUCUACAUCUAUCCUAUCAUCCCUAAUGGCUACCUACAAAAUGCUAAUCAGAAAGAUUGUUCCAGAAAUUUGAACAACGGUCUUUAGAAAUAGUGCCUGUUGGCUCUUUCCCUGCUGGCUGAUUGCAACUUAAUCAUAUUACUUGUCUUCACCCCUUUAUUCUCUGAUAGCCAAAACUCUUUAUCCAGAGACACCAGCAAGGUAAAUGCAACAGGCUCACAGGCCCUCUCAUCGAUGUGCAGGAUAGACUCAAAAAUACACUGAAGAGACCAGCUGAGUUCCUCCAGCAUUUUGUGUGUGUGGCUUGGAUUUCCAGCAUCUGCAGAUUUUGUUGCCAGAAAUACACUGAAAGCUGCACCCUGCCAAUUUUGAGUAUCUGUGACUCGCUUCUUUCUACUUUCACCAUUUUUGCUCCUAUACAUCUAAUAUAAAUAGCCUCACACACUAAAUGCCGGUGGAAUGCAGCAGGCCAGGCAGCA
Molecule: messenger RNA, 9704 nt
Organism: Hypanus sabinus (Atlantic stingray)
Lineage: Eukaryota; Metazoa; Chordata; Chondrichthyes; Myliobatiformes; Dasyatidae
Product: adhesion G protein-coupled receptor E1-like
Exons: 17
Coding region: 4043-6514 (823 amino acids)
Biological process (GO): cell surface receptor signaling pathway; adenylate cyclase-activating G protein-coupled receptor signaling pathway
Cellular component (GO): membrane
Molecular function (GO): calcium ion binding; G protein-coupled receptor activity
Source: RefSeq, a predicted model, not a curated record